GUCGCAGCUGCUAAUUAGCCUACCACCCUCGGGUUCGCUCCUGCCCCUCGGGUCCAGCCCGCACGCACCUGCCUGCUGUCCGCAUCAUCGCCUCGACCAGACCUGACGUCGUCCAGAUCACUUUUUCGCCUCUCCUCCUCUGCGCCUGCUGCAUCUCUCCACGACGACAGAGCGCCUUCUUGUCUCUCUGCUUCCACCACAGACACUGUCGAGACACCUCCAUCCCCAAGCUGCAGACCGGUGCUCCUCUGCCGAAUCCUUCUCGGCCCGGCUUGGCGCCUCACCCCCCAGACCCCCGUGCUCCACCCGUUCCCGGGCCCCCAGUCUCAGCAAGCCUUCCCGGCAUCGUGCAUAUCCCGCCGUGGCACCGCAGAUCACAACCUACACUUACAUACUUGCACAUCAGCACCGCCCGCAACAAGCAAGUACAGGCAGUACGGUCCUAGCAUGGAGCAUUUUCCCUGGAAGCCCAUCACCGCCUCCUCGGCCCUCGUCUCCCUCCUUCUUGCCAGAUAUGGCGACGACAAGAUCCCCAACCUGGGCUAUGCCGCCACCUUUGCCGGCUCCUGGCUGACCCAGGCUGGCGCGGUCCUCAUCUAUGCUGUCUUUGUCUAUCCAAAGUUUCUCUCGCCGUUGAUCGGCCUCCCAGAACCGCCAGGGGGCUCGUGGUGGAACGGCCACUUUGGUACCAUUGUGAAGGAGCCCAGUGGUCUUCCUCACAGGCGAUGGACAUCCACGCUCGAUCACGAUGGCGUCAUCCGCUACCUCGGCCCCUUGAACCAGGAACGCCUGCUGGUCGUCGGUUCCAAGGGGCUCUCCGAGGUUCUCGUCACAAAGAGCUACCAGUUCACCAAGCCCCCAAGCGUGCGGGCCGUGCUCGUUCGCCUGCUGGGCGACGGAGUUCUUGUCGCCGAGGGCGAUGACCACAAGGUUCAACGCAAGAACCUCAUGCCCGCUUUUGCCUUCCGCCACAUCAAGGACCUGUACCCUGUCUUUUGGCGCAAGAGCCGUGACAGCGUGCACGCCCUGACGGAUUUCAUUGACUCGGACUCCGCUGCUACUGCUUUAGCAGAUGUCGAAAAGGCCAAGCGGACAGCAGUCAUCGAGGUCGGCGAUUGGGGCUCCCGCGCCACUCUCGACAUUGUCGGCACUGCCGGCCUCGGACGUGACUUUGGUUCUCUGCGGGAUCCUGACAAUGAGCUUACAAAGGUCUAUGGCAAGCUGUUCAAGCCGAACCGGCAAGCCGUGAUUCUUGGCCUCAUAGGACUUUUCGUGCCCGAGUGGAUCCUCGUCCGGCUCCCGUUCCGCCGCAACAGCGACAUCCUCUACGCAUCGAACUACAUCCGUAACGUCUGCCGUGAUUUGGUCAAGGAGAAAAAGGCUAAGCUGCAGGAGAAGGGCGAAACCGACGUCGACAUCUUGUCAGUGGCCCUCGAGUCUGGCGGCUUCACGGACGAAGACCUGGUGGACCAGCUCAUGACGUUCCUCGCCGCAGGCCAUGAGACCACCGCCACGUCUAUGACGUGGGCAAUCUACAUGCUCGCCAAAGAUCCGGAGAUGCAGCAACGCCUGCGCGACGAGGUUCGCAAGAACCUGCCCUCCAUGGACUCGACACAGGACGUCACCAGUCUUGAGAUCGACCACCUUCCGUUUUUGAAUGCCUUCUGCAACGAGGUUCUGCGUUACUGGGCCCCCGUCCCAAUGACCCUGCGCCACGCAGCAGAGGAUACCACUAUCCAAGGCAUCAAAGUGCCUAAGGGGACGCGCAUUAUGCUGUGCUCGUGGGCAACAAACUUUGACACCACACAAUGGGGUCCAGACGCGGGGGAGUUCAAGCCCGAGCGCUGGCUGGCGGACCCGGAUACAGCCACGACCGAGGAGAAGCAUCGCGCUGCGAGCGGUGGCGCCGCGAGCAACUAUUCCAACAUGACAUUCUUGCACGGCCCGCGCAGUUGCAUUGGCCAGGCGUUUGCCAAAGCCGAGUUUGCGUGUCUCCUGGCUAGCUGGGUCGGCCGUUUCCAGUUUGAACUGAAGAACGAGAUUGAUCGCGAUGAGAGCCAGCUUGACAUCAAGGGUGGUGCAACGGCGCGGCCUUCGAGGGGUCUUUAUGUGCACGCAACGGUUGUGGAGGGGUGGUAAAAGGCCGGGCGGUCGUGCUGAACAAACAGGGAGAUGAGACCCAGAGAAUGAAGUAUAUGCGCACUAUGUAUGUAGAAGGUUGGCGCAUUUUAUGAUUGCUAUGAAAUGCUAGCGAUACCCCAACUCCAAUGUACAUUGUGAAAACCCAACCAUGC
Molecule: messenger RNA, 2294 nt
Organism: Microdochium trichocladiopsis
Lineage: Eukaryota; Fungi; Ascomycota; Sordariomycetes; Xylariales; Microdochiaceae
Product: cytochrome P450 97B3
Exons: 2
Coding region: 448-2139 (563 amino acids)
Molecular function (GO): iron ion binding; oxidoreductase activity, acting on paired donors, with incorporation or reduction of molecular oxygen; heme binding
Source: RefSeq, a predicted model, not a curated record